CAUUUGUGACUCUAUUUCCUUUAAAAAUCUCAAGUACAAACAGCAAAACUAUGAGAGCCAAGCAUCUGUUAGCAGGUGUUUGCUGUGUUAUUCUAGGUUUUCAGUAUGAAAUCAUUUUUGAAAACUAAAUAAAAACUAGGGAAGACAGAUGCAUUUACUAAAUACUUGGAUGCUUGUCACCUGUCUGUUUGGCUCCUUCUUUCUGGGCCACAGAAGCCUUUACCCUCCUUUUCCCACUUGACACAGUGCUAAGGACACUGCUGUUGGUGGUAGUCAGAAAAAAAAUCAAACAUCAGAAAUAAAAACACCCAUAUCCCCAUAGGUAGGUGGCAUUUUCUAUAUGUUUUUGAUUUCUCUUAUCAAAUGGUUAUUUGUUUAUUGCAAAAAUGUUUUUAAAAUGUAAAAUAGUACAAAGUAAAAAAUGACUGCACUUAUCCUUUCAGAGUUUUAUUCUGUGCAUCACACCUGUGUCCAUGUUUGCAUAUGGCUAUAAUUACCUACAUUCACACGCACAUAUAUAUAAUUCUUCUAACAAACAGGAUCUCAAUUCACUUCUGCAACUUGCCGUUUUUUGGUUGAGUGACGUACCUUGACACUCUAGAGCUAUGCAAUUGGCUUGCAGCCUUUCUACAUAACGUUUUAUUUUAAAUUAAAAAAAUUAUUUUUGGACUCCAGCAUCAUUUAUUAACUUUCCAGUCAGUAUGUUGUAGUUGUCUAUCUGUUCAAAUGCAUGUGAGUGUGUGACUUAUAAAAUACAACUUUAUUUUCAAGUAAUUUUAUUUUUAGUUCCUAGUAGCUUUCAGCUGUAUUCUGGUCUCGGUUAAUAGGUAUUAAAUAUAUAACCACCUCUGAUGUGGAGUCUGCAGAGAUAUUCCGAGGUUGAAAGGAGACCUCAUACCCCUGGGGAGGAGGGGUGACCAGUGUCUUCUAAAGCAUCUUCCUUCUCCUAAGUCAGCCUGGGAGAAGUGCUGAAUGGCUGGCAUUUGACAACAUGCACCACCAGUGGCUUCUGUUGGCCGCAUGCUUCUGGGUGAUUUUCAUGUUCAUGGUGGCCAGCAAGUUCAUCACGCUGACCUUUAAAGACCCUGAUGUAUACAGCGCCAAGCAGGAGCUUCUGUUUCUGACCGCCGUGCCCGAGGAUGCAGCGAGGUCGCCUGGAGAGACGCACUUUGCUAAGGAGCUGAAGCCGACCGGGAAGAUGCCGUUGGGCGACCAGCUGGUUCAGCCCCUGGUCUACAUGCAGCGCCUGGAGCUCAUCAGAAAUGUCUGCAGGGAGGAAGCUCUUAGGAGUCUCUCCCACACUGCCAUCUCCAAGUUUGUCCUCGACCGAAUAUUCGUCUGUGACAAGCACAGGAUUCUCUUCUGCCAAACUCCCAAAGUGGGCAACACCCAGUGGAAGAAGGUGCUCAUCGUGUUGAACGGAGCCUUUCCUUCCAUCGAAGAGAUCCCGGAAAAUGUAGUCCAUGACCAUGAGAAGAACGGCCUCCCGCGUCUCUCUUCCUUCAGCAAUGAGGAAAUUCAGAUGCGCUUGAAAACAUACUUCAAGUUUUUUAUCGUAAGAGAUCCCUUUGAAAGACUGAUUUCUGCGUUUAAGGAUAAGUUUGUUCACAACCCCCGCUUUGAGCCUUGGUACAGGCACGAGAUUGCGCCCGGCAUCAUCAGAAAGUACAGAAGGAACCGGACAGAGACCCGGGGCAUCCAAUUUGAGGACUUUGUGCGCUACCUGGGUGAUCCGAACCACAGGUGGCUGGACCUUCAGUUUGGGGACCACAUCAUCCACUGGGUGACAUAUGUGGAGCUGUGUGCACCCUGCGAGAUUAGGUACAGUGUCAUCGGCCACCACGAGACCCUGGAGGAGGACGCCCCAUACAUCCUGAAAGAGGCCGGCAUAGACCACCUGGUGUCUUACCCAACCAUCCCUCCAGGCAUCACCGUGUAUAACAAAACCAAGGUAGAGCACUACUUUCUGGGCAUCAGCAAACGCGACAUCCGGCGCCUGUACGCACGUUUUGAAGGGGACUUUAAGCUCUUCGGGUAUCAGAAGCCAGAUUUUUUGCUAAACUAAUGUGUAGGACUGUGUUCAAGUCAGACCAGAGGCUAACCCAGUAGAGGUCUGGGCGCAGAAAUGACACCUCCUCCAUCACACUCCUCUGAGGACUCCGCAGCUCCCUGGACCUGUGUGGGCCUCGGCCGGUGAAGCUGGACUCUGAUCCACCAUAACGUGGGCUCAGGCAUAAGAUGCACUGAGGGCUCCGUCCCCCCACCCCUACUAGUGCCAUUAGGCCUUUGCUCUCCUCAGAAGAUCAGAGGACUAAACAUCUACAGUCUAACAGCUGGGAGGGAACAUCACCUCCCUCAGGUGUCAGACACCUGCAGCUGCCCCGAGGGGGCAGGGUGAGGGGGGCGGUCUGCUGUCGCCUCCACAUUUCAGGAAUGGUACCCAGUGCUUUCAGGAGAGAUGGAGAAGCCAGUCAUCUGCCAAGAUCACUGGGGCCGAGACAGGACCACAUCUGGGUCACAAAAAGACACCUCUGGCUCUCAUCUCGGCAAACUUCUUUCCAUGACUGGUUCCUGAGAGAUUCAGGGAUGACCAAGGGUACUUUUAGGCAGUCCAUCUUUUCAGAACACAUGCCGGUGUGUUGCUGGUCCAGAUUUCUGAGCCUGUACCGCCCCCCCACCACCCCGGGUGAUCAGGAGACACAAUUUUUAAAAGUGAGGGGAGUGUAUGUUCUUGCCACCUGAGAAGGGGACCGUCUCUGGGGCCAUAAAGGGAAUGUGGCUGGGAAGGGGCAGAGCCGCUUGGGGCCCGGAACUCAGGCUGCCGUGACCUGGGCUCCAUCUGUCCUGAAGACUCUCCACCUCUUGUGUCUGAUGGUCCCACACAGAGGGCAUGGGGGUUCUGCCCCAGCUGCUCGGGGCAACAUGCCAACGUUGCCCAGUCUGUGCAGUUGACACGUGUGGAUUUCCUCUCAUCUCAGCAGAAUGCACACCUCUGGGCCCAUUUCUGGUGUGAGUUGGAUAAUCGAGUCCACCAGCAAUAAAAUCCUGGGCGAGGCAUCUUCUCAGCACCAAGGAGCAAGCCACGGCUACUUCUUUAGAUGCCAUCCGACAGCGAGGCCCCUCGAGGUGAGGGCCAGUGUCCCCAUGAGCUGUCUCAAGUGCCCAGCCCACACUGUGCCCUGGAGCCCAGCUUCCGCUCCAGGCGGCCUCCACCUCCCUCUCAGUGUGGCCUCCUGAGUCCGUCAAUGUGAAAGUAAAAUGGAAUAAAAAAUAUGUGCCAACCUGACAUGGGCUGCAGUUCCAGGGGAGGCCUCGCUGUGGUGACAGGCACGCAGGCCUGUGCGGAUGGCUGCUGGUGACACAGCAGGGGAAUGGGGCUCCCCUGUGCCCAUCUGCGACGUGCUCAAAGGGGGUAGUCAGCGUGGUGGCCUGUCUUGCUUAGCUGACAGGCUGAGGGUGUAGCCCCAGUCGUUUUUCUCUCAAGUUUUAGCAAGUCCCUCAAAGUCAUCUCACCGCCGCCGCCCCCGCCCCCAUGCGCAGAUGGGUUCCUCUUUCCUAUUUGAAAUGUUAACAGUGUGAAUAAUGUUUGUGAAUUGAAGGCCUUAAAGUUAGGAACAAAAGGUUGGACAUCUGGGUGCCCCCCAUCCCAGGCCUCUGGAACUUAGAUUUUGGCCAUUUUUCUCUGGCAUUUAGGUCAUUUUCCUAACGUUUUUCCAGACACAUAGAGACAGCCCCCGUAAUGUCUAGACAUUGCACAGUGAGCCGGAAACCCAAGCUCCCCACCCCCACCCCAGCCCCUGGGCUCCUGUUCCUACCAGCCCGCCCCCCCUGCAUCCUCCCCCUGAGGUCCACCACCUUCCUUUCAUCUUCCUCCCUUCCAGCACCUAAGAGCAGGUGCCAUUCUCCUGUCACCUGCGCGGUUUUCCCCCACAUCACUGCCUAGAAGGCAGCUCUACACAGGCAGCCUGGAGCGAACCUGGCUGCAUCCUGCCUGGCAAUGCCCAGCCUUUGCUAGGGUCUCCCUCACCCUGGGCUGCUCAGCCUGUGCCUGCACAGCUCCUGCAUCCACGCUGGGCCUUCUUCGCUCACCAGGGGGGUGGGGGCAUGGCUAGGGUGCUGGUGGGGGGGGGAUGCCUCCAGGAGUGGGAGCAUAGCUAGGGCGCCUCAAGGGGCAAGUGGGGGGGAGUGUCCCCACCACCCUCGCUGCCCGCCCCACCCCACCCAGUGGAGACAUUUGGGGUGUGGGGGGGAGAUGGGCAGCCAGAGAGGGCAGACUCUUCAGGAAAUGUCUAGGUGAGAACUCCCAAGUAGCCUUAAGCCUGGAUUUGGAAGAAACAGAAGUAACUCCAUCUUCAAGAAGGGGUCUUAAGGCCAGGAGGGAAAUUCCAAAAUUUGGAAACUUCCUAUUAAACUAGGUUGACUUAA
Molecule: messenger RNA, 4425 nt
Organism: Sus scrofa (pig)
Lineage: Eukaryota; Metazoa; Chordata; Mammalia; Artiodactyla; Suidae
Source: RefSeq, a predicted model, not a curated record